This is a messenger RNA of Carya illinoinensis, 2450 nucleotides long. RefSeq names its product UPF0481 protein At3g47200-like. Lineage: Eukaryota; Viridiplantae; Streptophyta; Magnoliopsida; Fagales; Juglandaceae. The transcript has 2 exons. The record is from RefSeq and is a predicted model, not a curated record. The coding region runs from base 616 to 2253 and encodes 545 amino acids.
GGGUCAGCAGUCGCCAAAGGACAAAGCCACCAUACUCAUUACUCGUGCCUAUAUCUAUGCACGUCGCUGCGCUGUGAAUAAAGAAGACCGGCACCCCUUCAAAACCACCACCUUACCGUUGAUCCAGACUCCUCUGCCGCAGCAACCAACGUUUAUCUGCUCCUCCACGCCGUGAUAAGUCUCCGCUGCACCAGAGCACCACUGCUCUUCAUUCCCCCACGGAACCGCAACGUCAAACGGUGGAGGUUGAAGCCGUUGCUAGUCACCACGAGAGAACCCAGAGCAGCCACCCUUUCCAUUCACGGUUCUGUCUUGAAUCACCACUAACCACUGUUUCAAACCUCCAACCCACGCCCCGUAGUCCAGCCUUGAACCCACGUGCACCCACCGUCCAAUUGCCUCACGUUAGCCACCGUAAACCACCAAACAGCUUCUCUCUCCACUGCCUAACAAGCCUCUGUUUUUAGCAACAGAAACAGAGCAGCCUUUCCGUUAAGUGCCACUAGCCACGGCUCAGUGAAGUCCUCCGACCCCCUGCGGGAUCGCGGCGUUACAACUGGUAAACAAAAACAACAAAGAUUCUGGACCCAUAGGAAAAGGAACUUAAGGUAAGGAAUGGCACAGACAUUGGUCUACAAUGCAACACAGCCAGCCGAUGAUUCCAUUAAAAAAGAUCAUCAAAUUGAACUCAAAGAGCUGAUCAUUAACAUUCCACCGGAGCCAAAGGAGCCUCCUCGUUGGCCGGAUUGCUGUAUCUACAGGGUUCCCAAGAGACUUCGCGAGCUCAAAAAAGAGGCCUAUACCCCUCGGCUGGUUUCUAUCGGCCCUUUUCAUUGCAUGAUAAAAGAUCAGUUUAAGGACAUGGAGCAACAAAAAGUCAGAUAUUUUUGGUCUUUCUGUAAACGUACUGGGAAAAGCAGCAAGGAUCUUGCAUGCAUCAUCGAGCGCGAUGAAAAUAAAAUCCGCCAGUGCUAUUCAGAGAACUUUGACGGUAUACUCCCUGAAGAAUUUGUAACGAUGAUUCUACUGGAUGCUAUCUUUAUACUUGAGCUCUUCCUCAGAAAAUCUGAUGGUAAAACUCAUGAAAAAGAUUAUAUAUUAAGCCAACCGUGCAUGGAACGCGGCAUACAGCUUGACCUGCUUCUACUCGAGAAUCAGCUUCCUUUCUUUGUUCUUGAGCAGUUAUACCAAAAUGGGGAACCCAAUACAGAAAAGCCAACUGUUCUUGACCUCUCUAAUGGGUUUUUUGGUGAUCUCCGUACUCGUAAUUGGCAGCCAAAUCAGCCCAAGUGUGAAAAUCAUGUAAAGCAGUGUUUCACAGAUUUGGUGGGAUGCGGUUGCCCUCGACAAGAAAACCAAAAAGCAAGCUCCCCAGACCCCAAACCCAAACCCAAGCAUUUCACAGAUUUGGUGAGACAUUUUUUCUGUCCAACUUCAAAACCCGAACCCGAACCCGAGCAUGGCAUGUGCACAGAUUGUUACCGUCCAAACCAAGAACAAGAAGAUGAAAAUAAAAAACCCGAACCCAAGCAUUGCAUGUGCUCAGAUUGUUUCCGUCCAAACCAAGAACAAGAAGACGCAAUCACGGUUCAACGAAAUAAACACCUACAUGGUACUGCAACAAAGCUUGGCGAGGCAGGGUUGAAAUUCACUAGGCCAGAUUCAAAAAGAGAUUUACUUGAAAUACGAUUUCGGGAGAAUGUCUGCUUAGAAAUGUUCCCGUGCUUCAAUCUCUCGUGGCUGUUGUCUUGUUUACCAUGCCUGAAAAGUACUUGCUUGGUCCAUGUGCAACGUUUCUUGGAAGUCCCACCACUUCUGUUAGACGACAAAACCGAAAGUCUUUUCCGAAACCUGAUGGCCUUGGAGCAGUGCCAUUAUCCAUCUGAAACUUACUUCUGCGAUUACAUUGUGUUGUUGGAUGAUCUUAUCACAACUAGAGAAGAUGUAAGGUUGCUUGUUGAAAAGAAGAUCAUUGUUAACGAGUUAGGUUCCAGCACUGCAGUGACGGAUCUGGUUAACAACCUCGCCCUGGAGAUUGAAGAAAGUGGAACCCAUUACGCCGAGCUCUGUGAAAAGCUUAAUACGUACUACGAGAGCAAUUGGAAUCGUCUGGUGGGAACCUUGACUGGGGUGUAUUUCCCCGACAUUUUUAAAGGCAGUGCUACUGUUGUUGGAAUUAUAGUCCUCGUUCUCACUUUGUGGAAUUUCCACAGGCUGCUUAGAUUGAGUGCUGCCAACAUUGGCAAGUACUAGAUCUGAAGCAUCUCAUGUGGCAGUGUCUGUUGGAGUGCUAUAGAACUAUUUGUAUUUUGGAAGUUUAUGACUUUGGUUUAACAUGGAUCAGUGGAGGGUCUGUCCGUGUGUGAUCUGUGUGUAUUGCAGCAAAUCAAAGUCCUACGCUCUGUAACUACUAUUACCAGCAAAUAAAGCCAGAUCCAGUUGCAUGGCAA